ACAUAUCUAUCAAAAUGACAAGUUGAACAACUAUCUCAGGAAUUAAUCAACACAUUCAUAGUGACACUAUUUCCGAUACUCGAGACGCUCUCUCAUAGCAAGAAUGGAGGCCCUCCUCUCCACCGCCUUCAACUACAUCUCCUCCAAAGACGCCCAGAAGAUAUCGAAGGGAUUGCGCCAGAUCAAAGGCUUCCUCGAGCAAAUCUGCCUCUCUCCCUCUUCCUCCUCCUCACCAAGCAAACGACCGACAGUCCCCACAUCCUCCGACGCUCCGUCACACGAGAAGUCCCUCGUGAGUUUAGGUGGUGACCCGGCAUUUCGGGCAUUCUUCCGCCUUCAAGAGCGUUUCGAAUGGAAUGUUGCAACACGACUGGUCGCGUGCCUUGAGCGGUUAUUAGGCAUGGGAACAUCGGCCGAGACGGACUUGUUGAUCCUCUCAUCGUUGACACUCCUGCAAGGAUGCUUGCUGCUUCAUCCACCUAGUCGAAGCAUCUUUGAGGAGGAGAUCUAUCUCAACCUUUUACUUGAUCUACUCGACCCUCUAAACCCCGCUUCGACCCAAUCGACCACCCUUCAGGUUUUGAUGUCCGCUCUCCUAUACUCACCUCGUGCUGCUCGCUCCUUCGAACGCACCGACGGCCUCGCCACCGCCGCAUCCCUCUACAAAUCCCGUUCGACAUCUCCCCACGUCCGCAAGUGCGUCGCCGAAUUCCUCUACUUCUACCUUCUCGACGAAAUUAAUCCGACCACCAAUCCCGAAUCGAGUGAUGAGCAUAGUAAUCCGAGUGCCGUAAAAGCCGCUCAAUCCGCACCUGGCACGGGAGCACAUGCGCAUAGAAGGGGAGCGGGGCGGGAUAAGGGUAACGACGUGGAGGCGCCGCAGCAGCGAUGGAGCAUGGCUUUGGGAGAUGCGUCGGCGUUGGAGGAGGAAUUGACACGACAUCGAGAAAGAGAAGUGAAAAAGGGUGCAGUGCGAGGGCGAGACGAGAAACAGAGGCUGUUGGCAAGGCAUUUGGGGAGUGUGGAAAGUUUGGAGAAGGAGUUGAGGCAGAGGAAACCGUUUGCAGAGAUGAUGGGAUACGGAUGAGCCGAAGCGAAUGGUCAACUUGCAGGCGUUUCUUGGGUUUCUAGGUGCACUUAUUUCCUACUUCUACGGUUGGAUUGGGGCAGGAUAUCAGGUGCCGGACACCAGGCUCGGACGGUGCAUUGGGGUAACAGGCUAUCAUUCCCUACGAGACUCAUGUACC
Molecule: messenger RNA, 1247 nt
Organism: Eremomyces bilateralis CBS 781.70
Lineage: Eukaryota; Fungi; Ascomycota; Dothideomycetes; Eremomycetales; Eremomycetaceae
Product: cell division control 14, SIN component
Exons: 2
Coding region: 104-1087 (327 amino acids)
Source: RefSeq, a predicted model, not a curated record